This is a messenger RNA of Trifolium pratense (red clover), 954 nucleotides long. Its product is annotated as 39S ribosomal protein L47, mitochondrial-like. Bases 374 to 790 code for a protein of 138 amino acids. The record is from RefSeq and is a predicted model, not a curated record. Gene Ontology annotation, cellular component: mitochondrial ribosome; mitochondrial large ribosomal subunit. The transcript is spliced from 5 exons. Gene Ontology annotation, biological process: mitochondrial translation. Gene Ontology annotation, molecular function: structural constituent of ribosome. NCBI's taxonomy places the organism in Eukaryota, Viridiplantae, Streptophyta, Magnoliopsida, Fabales, Fabaceae.
UCUUUGAAUAGGCCCAACAUCGUUUCCCCAACCACUGAACUCAAAGUAACCGGAGUUUGUCGUAGCCGCCGGUAAGGCGAAAACGUCUCUCACGGCCAAUUUCUCCCAAUCAUUCUAGCCCAUUCACAGUUUCUCUUCUUCAAUCUCAACCUUCGUUUUCAUUUUCUUCUUCUAAUCAACAAAUGGGAAGCUUAUGAAGCAAAGCUGAUAUAUUUGGAUACAUAUCUAGUUCUUGACAACCUUGGAGUUGAGUUUUUGUGACUGACACCUCUAGUUUGUAUCAAUUUGGAACAAUAGUUAGGUUGGCAGUUUGUGUUUUAAAUUGGAUAUGCAAAUACUUGGAAAGCAAAUUAGUAGCAUCUAGUUAAUAGCCAUGUUUUUGGCAAGAGCAUUUGGGCGAACAUUCUUUGCUUCUGCUGCCAGAUCAAAACAUUAUUCCACUACAGCUGCUGCUGCUAGAAACCCUCUUCAGGAGUUCUUUGAGGGAGAGAGGGACCUUGAUAAUGAGAAACCAGUUGUCUAUGGUCGGAGUUGGAAGGCUUCUGAACUGCGUCUGAAAUCGUGGGAUGACCUUCAAAAGUUGUGGUACGUGUUGUUAAAGGAAAAGAACAUGUUGAUGACUCAGCGUCAAAUGCUUCAUGCUCAGAAUUUGCGUUUUCCUAACCCAGAGCGCUUACCUAAGGUGAGAAAGUCAAUGUGCCGCAUCAAGCACGUGCUUACUGAGAGAGCAAUUGAUGAACCAGAUCCUAGGAGGUCUGCGGAGAUGAAGAAAAUGAUAAAUACUCUUUGAUGACUUAAAAGGAUAUGUUUUCGUUGCAUUGUUGGGUAUGCUGUAAGAAUAGGACAUCUACUUUAAUAGAUGUUAGAAAAUUGCUGACCAAGGCACUGUGUUCAAUACAUGAUUUAUUUAAGUUUUGCCUGUUUAGAUUUCUAAAUUUGUUUUGUUUGCCCUGA